Halteromyces radiatus is the source of this 852-nucleotide messenger RNA. RefSeq lists its product as uncharacterized. Lineage: Eukaryota; Fungi; Mucoromycota; Mucoromycetes; Mucorales; Cunninghamellaceae. The record is from RefSeq and is a predicted model, not a curated record. Bases 1 to 852 code for a protein of 283 amino acids. The transcript has 5 exons. Gene Ontology annotation, cellular component: membrane.
AUGGGUAUCUCUGUUGUGGUACAGAAUUUGGAAGAUAUGGAAGCAAAGAAUAAAUUAACUGUCACAUUGGUUACUAUUACUUCUGUCUGUUUUGCUUUCUUCGGGGUACCAGUAUUACCUUUGGUGGAUGGUGGAGUUCUCAAGAUCCUAGGCAAAAAUAAGAAUCAAUAUGUACCUUCCUCAACAGCCAUGGUAUCAUUUUCUGGACACGGCAACAAUGACGGCAACAGUAGCAACACUACUAGCACAUCUCAUGACGGUCAUCAUCAUACUCUUCGACGUAAAGUACAGCAAUUUCAUCUGGAUCAAAUGCAUGAAGAUGAAAAUAAUGACCUGGACGAAGAACCAUCUCAAAUUCGACAAAAUGAAAUUCAAAGACUGAUACAAUUUGCAACAGAAUCUAGCAUCAUCGAAGCCGUCAAUUUAUCUAAUCCACCAGCACAUCGCCGGCCUUCUCAUACCUCCAUGAUGGAUGAUGCAAUGGAAUUAUUGAAACAACGACAGGUCUCCCUUUUCUUUUUGACAAUGAUGUUGAUGGGUGCUGCAUUGAAUAUGGUAGUCAGCUUUUUGUUUAUUUUCCUUACUCAAGAACUUGGUGCAAGCUCAUCUACGCUCAUUCGUAUAUUUGGUAUUCGAUUCCUGAUCAUCCUUGGACAUGUAUUGACGAUUAUUCGUGUGUUUGCAUAUACCACAUUACCAAAAGGCCCUAGUGGUGCCAACAUUGCUCUUGGUUUACAUCUAUUGAAUGGUAUAGCAUUUUCUGCAUUAUGGGGUGCAGGUGUCGUUCAAGCAGAUGAAUUGGCACCUCCGUCUUUACAAGCGACAUCUCAAGGUAACCAUUAUACAAAAUAG